AUGAGUAACACGGAGCCAAAACCACGUGAUCACAACAAGGAACUGCGCACGGCUACCCAACCAGCCCCAAAUACAUCUGCACCCGUCACAACACUAAACAACCCCAGGCCCGAGUCACAAAAACAGGUCAACCUAGCUGACAAUGCACAGAAAAAUAAAGGGAAAGAAACUGAACAGCUGACAGUAGCUAAAACAGAAAGUAAGUAUAUGUAUUUGAUGGAUUAUGAACUGGUUAAAGGGUCAGAAGAUGAUUGA
This is a messenger RNA of Cetraspora pellucida, 255 nucleotides long. Lineage: Eukaryota; Fungi; Glomeromycota; Glomeromycetes; Diversisporales; Gigasporaceae. The record is from the annotation of a GenBank genome assembly.